UUCUUUAAAUGGCAACAAUGUAGUUAGUUUUGUCCUGGAAAAUCUUACGACAUUCUCGAUUGCUCAACCAGUUAGUAACCGACUAGAACACAAAAUGUUUGAGUGACUUGUGGAGACACUUGCAGACAGCAAAUGAUGCGUACCGAAUACCUGGAUUUCUGCUGCUGAAUCACGGCAGACUGGAGCCAUAAUCUACGAUGAUGUUUUUGUGGUCCGUUCUUUUGGUGGCAGCGGUGGGAUUUGUGGAAAUAAGUAGCGUGAAUCAUGAUAUUGUUUCCAUGUGGAAAAGGUACGGAGGUGACGAAGCAGUGGCCCAUUCAGCUUCAGUGAUGGUGUAUUGCUCAUGCAAUGUGACUUUACCAUGCAACAUUACUAUGGCAGCCCAGUUCUAUCUGAGCGAAGACCCGUAUUGCUACCAGAUCUGUGACGGUGACGUACAGUGCGCAUACUGCAGUCACAUGACUCAUUGCUCGUGUUCUGAAGACGACAUCGAGACAUACUGGUUGUGUCGAACGGGAAAUAGGGCCCAACUCUCGCAGUGCACUGGAAAUGCUUGCACGUCAUUUGCCGCCAUGCCAUAUUGCUUCUGUGAUAUAAUGAUUGUGGAAAGGUCUGGUACCACUCUCACUACCCAUGCAGUCAACCCCACGACGCAAGACCGUGAUGAGGGCACAGUCUUCAACCAUGGAUUGCUGACAGGCCUAGCCGUUGGGGGCGGCAUUCUACUCUUCUUGGUCUUGGUCGUUAUAGCAAUAGCCGUCUGCCUCGUCAACAGAAAGCAACCAACAAGCAGAGGGCCUUCGAUCAGACGUAGUACCAAUUCUUCGAUGGCACCAAUCGCACCAUCAGACGGAAUGAAGGGCGUCAACAAUCCAACCUACGACAACGACAGUCGUUUCGCGUCAAGGGGCGCCUCCGGACGCAAACCCUCAACAACAUCCUAUUCGUACCCCUACGCCCCUCGCCUCGCGGCUAGCCGCCAACUCAGUACCUCGCAAAGAGGUACCAACCCCACACCCAGUGCCCGAGAUGAGUCCUCAUACUACCAGGAGCUCACCCAUAACAGAGGAGGUGAUCGGCCUCCUACGUAUGAAGAUUCUGAGAGUUUGAGGGCGAGUAUUGAGGCUGGUAGAGUGGUUCGACAACAGCCGGUUUACAUGGAGCUCAUGAGGCCGAGUGAUCGUAGCGGACCACGACCGCCGGUUGACACUUACAUGUAUUAGGGUAAAUUUUAUUUAUUCAUUUUAUUUACUUAUUUAUUUAUUUAUUUUAAAACCUUAGAGAUACACAAGGGUUACAAGUUGGACAUUGGCUGUCAAGGUUAUACAAAAGUAUACAAACUGUCAUCUACUCCGCGGUAGGGAAGCUAAUAACGAGAAGUCCCCUCGAUCCACUAAAGCUGAAGUAGUAGUCCCGACAAAACUUCUACCUUUCUUUUCAGAACUGAGAAGUCUCCCAAAUUACUAAAAUCUACUCCCUAUAGUAAAGAACAUAAUCUACAUGGCAAGUACACACACACCGGUGUUACCGCAAACCAAAUAUAUAUUGAUACCUCACCAUGCAAUGCCCAAAAUCCACAAUACAACAUUAUUUUGUUGCCCACUUUAUGUUUCAAAAUGUAAAAGAGUCAGUUGGUCAUAAUCAAAUUAUUUGAGCUUUCGUAUAGGUACAGGUUGCAAAGGUUUUAUAACCCCAGACAAACAAAGAGCAAGAAGGAAAACGUUUGAAGUCCAUAUAAAUUUCAUUUCUGAAAAUAAACAACUUACGGAUAAAGACGGGUUUGGUCCAUGGCAGACGCUGACCUGUGUUGCACUUUGAUUUUCGGAACAUCCUUGACCUGCCGUGGCGGGAGCGACGACGUCCGCCGUUUAAAUUGCGAUUUCUUCGGCCUGGGAGCUCGAUGAAUAUGCGGUGUGGAGUAAGUCCCCACUUUCCCGGCGUCGUCAUGGUUUGACGUUUCACCGAAGACGGCGAAGUCAGUUUCAAAAUUAACCAUCACAAAGAUCGACUCAACUCUCAAAAAAUUGCAGCGACUAGUCGCUUUAAAAGUCACAGGAGUCAGUAUAGCGUCCUCCAAUCAAAACAACAAAAUUUCCUAUGUUAUUAACAACAUCUCUGACUCUGAAAAGCUGGACCUUAAAUCGAGUUGAGGAUUGUCUAAAAUGAGCCCAGAGACGAGCAGAGUGUACUGUUCGAAGCGUCGAGACAACCCGGCUCUUUUCAGAGCCAACACAUCCUCAAGAGUAUUAUUACAUGGUAGCACCGGCCCUCAAGUUUGAAGAUUGUUCAAAAUGAGUCUGAAGACGAGCAGAGUAUGCUGUUCGAAACGUCAAGACCAAACCGUCUCUUUUCAGAGCCAACACAUCCUCAAGAGUAUGAUUACAUGGUUGCAGCCCGGCCCUCAAGUUUGAAGAUUGUCCAAAAUGAGUCUGAAGACGAGCAGAGUAUACCUUUUGAUACGUCGAGACCAAACCGGCUCACUUUCCAGAGCCACCACUCCCUCAAAAACUAACCACUACAUGUACAUGGUUGUACUGCAAGUUUGGAGACAUUCCCUCAAAAGAGAAAUAUUACAUGGUUGCACCCGCAAGUUUACUAUUAUUUGUAGUUUAUUCUCAGCCCGAUAAACGAGUUUUGUAUCCACAGAAUGACGAAUAUGUCUGGUUGACCAACAGAAUGAGAUAAUCGGAAAGGAACAAUCAUUCUUAUGCGAUUUGAGGCAGAGCCAACAGAUCACAGAACGGAAAAACACGGAGGAAAAUGCCAGCAUUUUUUGAAUACGAAUAAAACCAGUGUAGAUUCAAUUUCCGUUCGGAGCGUGCUUUUGCCACUGUGCGGCACGGGCUUCUUUAGUCGGCAGUGCAUUGCCUCUGGGAAUAAUUUCCCGUUUCUUUCUCGUGGUGGACAGAAGAAGAAUGAGUUGGGAGGAAUGCACUAUGGUUUGUUAUCUGCUGACGUCAUCAAUAAUAUUGUAGUGAAUUUUGAAUAGUUAUAUUUCCUUAAGUAAGAUUUAUACUGCCAUAUAUUACUUGCUCUUGAAUCACAAAAGGUAAUGAUUCUAUAUUUAUAUAGGAUUUGAGGCAUUGCAUGGUGAGGUAUCAAUGUAUAUUUGGU
Asterias rubens (European starfish) is the source of this 3114-nucleotide messenger RNA. RefSeq lists its product as uncharacterized. Bases 198 to 1223 code for a protein of 341 amino acids. Lineage: Eukaryota; Metazoa; Echinodermata; Asteroidea; Forcipulatida; Asteriidae. The transcript is spliced from 7 exons. The record is from RefSeq and is a predicted model, not a curated record.